Rhinolophus ferrumequinum (greater horseshoe bat) is the source of this 1503-nucleotide messenger RNA. Its product is annotated as olfactory receptor 10H1-like. The transcript is spliced from 2 exons. The record is from RefSeq and is a predicted model, not a curated record. Gene Ontology annotation, cellular component: membrane. Gene Ontology annotation, molecular function: G protein-coupled receptor activity; olfactory receptor activity. NCBI's taxonomy places the organism in Eukaryota, Metazoa, Chordata, Mammalia, Chiroptera, Rhinolophidae. Bases 99 to 1046 code for a protein of 315 amino acids. Gene Ontology annotation, biological process: G protein-coupled receptor signaling pathway.
GGCGGCGGCAGCCCCUAACCCCUGGACACAUGACACGGGGGCUGAGAGGUCCUGGGAUCUGAUGGAGGUACAGUAGCCGUUGGUCAAGCACAGACUCCAUGCAAAGAGCCAACCUCUCAGCAGUGACUGAAUUCAUCCUCAUCGGCUUCUCCGACUUCCCCCACCUCCGGCUGCUGUUCUUCCUCUUGUUCCUGCUCAUGUACCUGUUCACGUUGCUGGGGAACCUGCUCAUCAUGGCCACCAUCCGGAGCGAGCGCAGCCUCCACACGCCCAUGUACCUCUUCCUGUGCGCCCUCUCGAUCUCCGAGAUCCUCUACACCUUCGCCAUCAUCCCCCGCAUGCUGGCCGACCUGCUCUCCACCCACCGCUCCAUUGCCUGGGCGGCCUGUGCCAGCCAGAUGUUCUUCUCCUUCACAUUUGGCUUCACCCACUCCUUCCUGCUCACCGUCAUGGGCUAUGACCGCUAUGUGGCCAUCUGCCACCCGCUGCGUUACAACGUGCUCAUGAGCCCCGGUGUGUGUGCCUGCCUGGUGGCCUGGUCUUGGGCGGGUGGCUCAGUCAUGGGGCUGGUGGUGACAGCGACCAUUUUCCACCUCACCUUCUGUGGACCCAAUGAAGUCCACCAUUUUGCUUGUCACGUACCACCACUGUUGAAGUUGGCCUGUGGGGACAAUGUCUCCACUGUGGCCCUGGGCGUGGGCCUGGUGUGCAUCACGGCUCUGCUGGGCUGCUGUCUCCUCAUCCUCCUCUCCUACGCCUCCAUUGUGGCCACCAUCUUGCGGAUCCCCUCAGCUGAAGGCCGGCACAAGGCCUUCUCCACAUGCGUGUCCCACCUCACCGUGGUGGUCGUGCACUACGGCUUCGCCUCUGUCAUCUACCUCAAGCCUAAGGGUCCCCAGUCCCUGGAAGGAGACACCCUGAUGGGUAUCACCUAUACCGUCGUCACACCCUUCCUCAGUCCCAUCAUCUUCAGCCUCAGGAACAAGGAGCUGAAGAACGCCAUGAAGAAGACCUUCCUCAGCAAAAUCUACCCAGAAAAAAUAUGACAAUCUGGGAAGAGUUCCUUGGAGACAGGUAAAUUGGGUUACCUGCUGCUGCCACUAGAAAUGGCACCCUGUCAAUUUGUUUGUCUGGUGCUUUAAGGUUUGCAAGGACCCUUGCAGGCAGCAUUCAAAUGCACACACCAUAGUUAAACAAAACAGCAUCAAGGACAUAUUCAGGGUGGAAGGACAUAGGAGGAAAUCAGAUUCAGUGAUUCCUGUCUGUUGGCAGGACACUUUGUAAGGCAGCGUUAACUCUGCAAUCAGUUCUUCUCUUUCCAGGAACCAGAGGGGUCUAAUUACUCCCAACACCAUCAGCCCGUAUUGCAAAGAGAAAUGGAAGAUGUCAGCCUCCCCUCCCCGACCCCAACUAGGCGGCAACAAGUAGCUACAACAUAGAUUUUGUAAGGCUACAAAAGACUAAGUAAGCCAGGUUACAGUGGAGGAGAACAAAGCACCCUAA